AUGUAUCUUCCUUCUGAGAAGCGCAAACGAUUGUUGAGAUCAAGUCCUAUUUUAAAACUCAACCCGAUCCUAGACCCAGAAGGUAUUUUGAGAGCCGAAAGCAGAAUUGGUUCGGACGCGCUCUACUAUCCGUACAACUUUCGUAAUCCGAUAAUUUUGCCGAAGAGCCACCAUGUUACGGAGCUACUUCUGAUGAAGUAUCAUCAACGCUUCGGACAUGCCAAUUCACAAACAGUCCUGAAUGAAAUACAACAAAAGUUCUAUGUGCAAAACCUUCGUACUCUUGUGAAAUCCGUGGUCAGAAAAUGUAUGUGGUGCAGAGUUUAUCGGGCCAAGCCAGCUGUACCAAAAAUGGCCCCGCUACCUCACCCCCGAAUUCGUCCAUAUGUACGGCCUUUUACGUUCACCGGGGUCGAUUACUUCGGACCCUUAGUAGUCAAGCGUGGUCGUAGUAAUGUCAAACGUUGGGUGUGUCUGUUCACGUGCUUGACAGUACGCGCCAUCCAUUUAGAAGUCGCUCACUCAUUGUCAACCGAAUCGUGCAUCCGAGCCAUUCGUCGCUUCGUCGCCAAGAGAGGACCGCCACAGCAUAUCUUUAGCGACAAUGGCACGAAUUUUCGAGGUGCUGCCAACGAGCUCGCAACGCAGAUGAAAGCCAUCAAUAAGGAGGCCGCCAGAACGUUCACCAACGCAGAAACCGAGUGGCACUUCAACCCGCCUUCCACCCCCCACAUGGGUGGGGUGUGGGAAAGAAAAGUCCGUUCAGUGAAGGAUGCCUUUAAGGUAGUUGCACCACGGAAUCGAUUAGACGACGAAGAACUCUUAACGUUUCUGGCUGAGGUCGAGAUCAUCGUCAAUUCGCAUCCUCUUACAUUUGUGCCACUGGACUCUCCGAAUGAUCCUGUACUUACUCCUAAUUGUUUCCUGCUUAUGACAUCGAGUGGUUCCUGUGCACCGAAGGUGGAAAUUGGUUCGACGAGUAACCUGAAAGCUAAUUGGAGAACGAUGGAAGAAAUUUUAAAUCAAUUUUGGAAACGCUGGAUCGAGGGCUAUCUACCAACAAUAGCAAGGCGGACCAAAUGGUACCAUGAUGUUCGACCGUUGCAGGAAGGAGACCUUGUUGUAAUCGUGGACGAGACCGUGAGGAACGGAUGGUUACGAGGGCGUGUAAGCCGUUCUUAUCCAGGAUCUGAUGGGCAAGUUAGGAGAGUAGACAUAGAAACUAGCUCAGGUGUAUUACAGCGAGGAGUUGCCAAGGUAGCACUGUUAGAUCUAGAUGUGACAGGUAAAACCUACUAG
Uranotaenia lowii is the source of this 1299-nucleotide messenger RNA. RefSeq lists its product as uncharacterized. Gene Ontology annotation, biological process: DNA integration. The transcript has a single exon. Gene Ontology annotation, molecular function: nucleic acid binding. NCBI's taxonomy places the organism in Eukaryota, Metazoa, Arthropoda, Insecta, Diptera, Culicidae. The record is from RefSeq and is a predicted model, not a curated record. Bases 1 to 1299 code for a protein of 432 amino acids.